AUGCCACCCCCAACAGCCCUCAUCAUCCCCGCCGUGAAACGGCACACCGCAACCGUGAUCAUGGCCCACGGCCUCGGUGAUAGCGGGGUAGGUUGGGUCGGAUUAGCAGAGAACUGGCGCCGGCGACAGAAAUUCGAGGAAGUGAAGUUUAUCUUCCCCAAUGCGCCUACAAUCCCCAUUACCGUCAACGGCGGCAUGCGAAUGCCAGGCUGGUACGACAUCGUACGUAGAAGCUCAUCCACUAACUUCUCCGACCUGCAAGCCCAAUCCGAUGAAGCCGGCAUCACACGCUCACAAUCUUAUUUCCACUCGCUCAUCUCUUCCGAAAUACAAUCCGGCAUCCACUCCUCCCGUAUAAUCCUCGGGGGCUUCAGCCAAGGCGGCGCUAUGGCGAUAUUCUCGGGUAUCACGAGUAAGGAGAAGCUAGGGGGUAUUUUUGGAAUGAGUUGUUAUCUGUUAAUGUACAAUAAGGUGGAGAGUUUAUUGCCGACAGAGGGAGGGAAUAAGGAGACGCGGAUUUGGAUGGGGCAUGGAGAUAGUGAUCCCCUGGUCAGACCGGAGUGGGGACAAGCGACGGCCCGGAAGUUGAAAGAUAUGGGGUUUGGGGUGGAGUUGAAGAUGUAUAGGGGACUCGAACACUCGGCCGAUCCAGAGGAGAUCGAUGAUGUGGAGAAGUUCUUGAAUGAAUCAAUACCCCCCCUAGGAGACCAACCGAGUCUGUGA
This is a messenger RNA of Hyaloscypha bicolor E, 723 nucleotides long. Its product is annotated as putative acyl-protein thioesterase 1. NCBI's taxonomy places the organism in Eukaryota, Fungi, Ascomycota, Leotiomycetes, Helotiales, Hyaloscyphaceae. The coding region runs from base 1 to 723 and encodes 240 amino acids. The transcript has 4 exons. Gene Ontology annotation, biological process: protein depalmitoylation. Gene Ontology annotation, molecular function: palmitoyl-(protein) hydrolase activity; carboxylic ester hydrolase activity. The record is from RefSeq and is a predicted model, not a curated record. Gene Ontology annotation, cellular component: cytoplasm.